Molecule: messenger RNA, 2706 nt
Organism: Dujonia railenensis
Lineage: Eukaryota; Fungi; Ascomycota; Pichiomycetes; Serinales; Debaryomycetaceae
Source: the annotation of a GenBank genome assembly
AUGACAAAGUCAUCUUCAGAAGAUUGGUCGAAAAAAAUGGCUUCGGGCGGCAAGCCCCUCUGGAUGAGCUCACCGUCUGGAUCUACCACAAAGUUUUCCACAGAUGGCAAGUACGCUAUUGUCCUCAUGACGUACGAGAUCAGAGUAUACUUUAUAGGCACCCGCCAAUGCAUCCGUACUAUUAGUCUUGACUUGCACGGUGUAAUUGAUUCAUAUUUGGACCCCCAGGAUCCAAACCAGCUUAUCCUCUUCAAGAACGAUGGAGAAAUCAUAACUGUUAACUGGAAGGACAAGAUUUCGCAGCCAAUUGUAUCCACUCAACUGGUGGCCCCUACCACGGGCACUUCAAUUUCAAUCUUGUCUAUAGUUUCCGUUCAUAGAGAUUUCCUCUACUUGAUCACCGGAAAGAACACAUCAGCAUCGUCUAACUCUUCAAACUCACCAUCUGCAUCUAUAUCUGCUCACACUCGUCAUAUAAUAAAGGUGAAUAGAGCGUCACAGGAAAUCUACGAGGUCUUGGAAGUGGCCAACGUAACCAAAUAUGCCAUUUCGCUCAACAAAAAGAAGGUGUGCUUCGUUACCAGUAACCACGAAUGUGUCUUGGUUGAUAUGGCCUCAGUCUUGUACGCCAGUGAAGUAGAAGCAGAAGAGGUAGGUGCUGGAAAUGUUUCCAAAGAAGUCAUUCCAUUUGCUUAUAGAUCACCAAUUACCUCUUUGGCUGUCUCAAACGAGUCUGUGGUGGCCAUUGGUACCAUGGCAGGUGCCAUCCAAAUUCUCUAUGGAGGAAUUACUGAAAAUAAAUCCCAAAGAUUGCUAAAGUGGCACAUUGAUCAUGUCAGGUCUUUGCAAUUCACCCCCGAUGGUAGCUAUCUUUUAUCGGGAGGGUUGGAAAAGGUAUUAGUCUUCUGGCAAUUGGACACUGAUAAGACCCAGUUCUUGCCAAGAUUAAAUGGUACCAUUGAAAAAAUAUCAAUUGACAUUAAUAAGCCCGACUUCUACAGCUUGUUGCUCAAAAUUCCAAUCACCAGGGGCUCAGAUAAGGAUGAGAACGACAGCAACAAAAAUAACAGCAACGCCAACGGUAGUAUCAAUAAUGGCACUUUCAACAAUACUAAUAACGAAGAAGAUGACGAAGAGGCCUCCUACGAAGUGCUUGUUGUAUCUGCAGUUGACUUGGUAUCAAGACUUUCUGUGCAUGGUAUCAGACCAAAGUUUGCCAAUAGUAACAUCAAAAGCACCUUAGCGAAGACUAAGAAAAGGUUUUCCAAGUUGAACAACGACUACGACGUUUCUAAAUUGAAGCACGAUUAUUCUUCAAUUUUCGAAGUUCAUCCUAAGACUCAACAAUUAUAUUUCCCAAGAGGUGCAACAAUACAAGGAUACGAUUUGAUAAGAAAUGAGCAGUCGUUUAUUCAAAAUGCUGCUCCAUUACUAACUACUGGUAAAGUGAGAUCAGAAAGUAAAUUGAUAGACCCAGAAAUUUCCAGUUUAUCAUUUUCGUAUGACGGUCAAUGGAUGUGUACAUUUGACACUAUUUCAACUUCUGAAGUGGACAAUUUGAUAUCCAAGAACGACCUGCAAUAUGCAUUGAAAUUCUGGAAAUUCAUUGAUACCAGUAAUACCUCCACAAACACUCCUACUUCAGCAGGCUCUGCCUCAUCUACUGGACACUGGGAACUUUCAACAAAGAUAAUUGAUCCACAUGGUCCUUCCAAUCCUAUAUUGUCGAUUACUGCUGCACCACUGAAUUACCACAAUGGGCUCGCAUUCUUGACUGCUGACAAUAAAGGAGGAUUAAGAAUCUGGAGGCCCAGAAUUCCAAAGGAAAUCUAUCAAAACAUGAAACUGGCAAAUAACAGUAAGCUUCAACAAACAGCAUGGACUUUGAGAAAAUCAAAACCAUCUGGUGCUCUUGUAUCCAAUGCAGUGAGUACAUGUUGGUCUGAGGAUGGCUCGAUUAUCAUAUUGGGACACGAAUGCUCUAUUACUGCAUUCAAUACUCAUACUUUGGAAGAAAUUACCCAAUUCCAAAUUCCUGCGAUGUCUGGUUCAAGAAUCCGUUCCUUGUCUAUUUUAGGAAACUACUUAAUCGUUCUUUCAAAAACAAGAAUCACAAGUUUUGAUUUGCUUUCAGGAACCUUCACGCCAUUGUGUGCAAAGGUUAACACGACUUUGGGGGCUAAAAACUUGAUUGCAAUUGAUAAGAUAAAUGAGUUGGUUUGCUUGGCGGUUAAUUCUUACAAAGAAAACAAAGAAUCAAAUCAACUCGUAAUUAACUCUAAGAUCUUAGUAUUCAAGCCUGACCAAUUAAAACCUGUCUUCAGUGUUCAUCACGACCAAGGUAUUUCAUCCAUUCGUCAAUUCCGCUCACUGUUUAUCUUUGUUGAUUUGAAUAGUAGAGUAGGUGUUGUUUCAUCUUCUACCUUAUCAGCUAAGGAAAAUAUUGAAGGUGAAGAUUCUGAUUUGUCAAAUGACAUGAGUAAGAUGUUGAUCCAAGCACAAGCGGCAGCCGACAUUGUAAAUAGCAGAGCUGUUUCAACUACUUCUAGGUCUGCAUCUACUAGCAAUGUUAGUAAUGGACAUGCUGAUGAAGAAACACAAUUCGACAGAACAAUUGACAUCAAUACCUUUCAACCAAUCUUUGAGAACUUGGAUGGUGUACAAAUCGAUUCUUUGUUUGAUAAAAUUGUUAAAAUUAUUAAAUAG